CUGCACGGCGGGAAUCUCAGUUUCAGCGUCGAGGGCGGGGAGGCGAAUAAAGUCGUCGGGCGCCGCCGGACAUGCCUGCUAAGAAAGCUCUGAAGUUGGAAAGCCUUGCCAUGGGAAAAGUGCCUGCAACUCCAUUGCUGAAGAGUAAGAAGAAUCUCAAGUCUUAUUCACCAACAACAGGAACGUGCCCAAUCAGUCCUUUUUCAACUCCCAGGAGCAAUAAUGUACAAGAGCAUGGAAAUGGUCUAUCAAAUGGAAACAGAGAGAAACCCAGUAACUUGCUAAUCAGAACACCCAGAAGGGGGCACCCUGAAAUGGAAGACUAUGAGAAACUAUUAAUACUGCAAUCUGAAAUUGAAGAUUCUCUGGGCAGAUUUAUGAAAAUCAGACAAAACCUAACCAAUUUACAGGCUUUAGAGGGCACCAGAGAGCUUGAAAAUAUUAUCGGUGUUUCAGAGACCGCUGGUAACUUGAAAGAUGAAGUGAGCAAAGCCAGAAAGCUAAUAAAGCAAUCUGGAAAGCUGCUAAGAAGGACCAAGGCAAGACAGCCUGCCCAAGACUAUCUCCGACCCGCCAACAGCUUUGAAUACCUUAGGUCCCUCAUCAACUGAGGCCGUAUCUGAAGAAUAUAUUCUGCUUGGCUGCAAGAUUCUACAACUGCCUGAUCCUACUUAAAAGGUUGAAAAGAAACGCCUGUAAAUCUAUCUCCCCAGCAAAUACCAGCUAAGGAUUGCUCAGUGCACUAGGCAGGUGCACAUCUAGAUACAGUUUCUUGCGUCUAAUUUAAACUUUACAAUCUGUACAACCAGAUAAUCUCAAUGUAAAUAAUACACUUCUCCAUAGCUCUUUUAUGCAAAUGGGUAACAGCACAAGCUGAAUUUCUGCACCAGGCCCCUAUGCUUGCCCUACCUUGGUAAAAUGCCUCUGUGAGCUUUCCCCUCAUGUUUUGGGAAGAAGAGCUGUGCUUAAGGAUGGACACUAUUUCCCAGGCCUUCAAACAAACUGUAAAUUUCACAGUAAUGAUAUGCUCCAUGCUUUCUCUGAAGGAGUGCCAGUUUGACCACAAACAAUGAAGACUGCUUGCCAACAUGCAGGGCAUUGUUUAUGCAACUUAUCAGCACACCCAAAAGGAAGCAAUUUUCCAUCUAUCUUUGGCUCGCUACCAUCGUUUUGCUAGCAAAACCUUAUGUGCCUCACAUGCAACAUUUUCAAUGCCUUUUUAGUUAUUUUGGUUUACAAAAGCACCACAUAACUUUAGUUUUGCACUGCUAGCAAAACUAGCAGUAUGUUCUUCUGCUUUGUGGUGCCUGAACUUAUGCUGCAAAAUCAUUAAAAAGCAACACCAUAGAGAUUAAUGUUUCUUUGCAAUAGUACCUGCAGAGACAGGAAUCAGUAAAACCUAUCCUAGCAUGUACUGAGAUCCACAAAUGAUCUCACGUUUCAGUCAAAAUAAAUGGUAACUAUGCUGGAAUGUUUAGAGGGCCAAGUACAUCUUUAAUAACUUUUCAACAUAAAGACUAUUUUUAAUGGAAAUUUAGGUGGUGGUGAGGCUGAGGCAUGUACCUUCUCAGGUGACUGACACUGAAAUGCCAGCUUCACCAUUUUAAGUGUAAGCAGAGUGGAGCCUUAAAAAUGUGCUUGCUCAUCUCUUCUGUAUAUAUACCCUUUAUGAUGGUUUGAAGACACUACAUAGGGAGGUUUUCCUUCUUGAUUUGCACUGGGUCCCCUUCUGAUCCCCCAAAAGCUGCUCUUGAAAGUUAGAAGACUCUAUACAACAGAUUUGGGAGCUGCAGAAGGGGUGGUAGACAAACAGGUAGAAAUUGUGGAGCCCUUGCUCCUGGUAUGGAAUAUAAGCGCCUUCUGCCCAUGCAAGAAGCUUUUUGCAACCAAGCAGACAGUAAUAAGUUGUUCGGCAUGUACCAAUUUCAAAACUGAAGUUGUCAACUAUAAUUGGGCCACAAUUCUUUUUAUAGAAUAAAACUUCUGAAAGAUAAUUUUGCGUUGACAAAUUGUUUUUAAAAAGUGGUUUGCUUAGACACUUCAGUGUAAAUAGUACAGGUUUUAGGUUACAGUUCAAAGUAUUUCACUGCUAUCAGUGCUAGUUACUUCAAAUAUAUGCAUAUGCUUUUAAGCAGGAAAAGGUUGAGGGACUUUUUCUUCCCAGGAUGCAAUUGCUAGUCAGUUUCACUUACUGUACAUAGUUUGAGGGACUUUAUUGGGGCAACAUCAUUGCUGCCUCUUCAGUUGUUUGUGGCAUCAUAACUCAUUUCCAAGCAUGUUUACUUACAAAUAAGUUCUACGGAUUUCCUUGGGACUUGCUCCCUUGUAGGCUUCUUCAGAAUUGCAGCCUAAGGCUAUUAAAGUACUGCUUCUUAGCCACUUGUACUAAGCUUUUUCUCUUUUCAGAAACAGCUGGGUUGGUUAAGAACCAUUUCCUAGUUCUACAUAAGGUAGAUCAGAUAACUCGCGCUUUAUCACCCUUAAAGGCCAUCUGAAGGACAAAGAAAAGAGAUAUACAUAAAACUAAUGUUUUUCUAUGCUGGGGAAUACUUGCUCUGGGCUUGAUGACUACAAGCAGAGCAAAGGGCUAAUGGAAAUGUGAGAUCAGUGCUCUGUCAGCAAGAGUGACUGUUUCACACUCUCCUUUCCUGAGUGAUUUUUGCAGUGCUUCAACCAUAGCUGCCAAGUUAUCCCUUUUUUACAGGGAUUUUCCCUUAUGCUGAAUAGGCUUCCUCGCGAGAAAAGCGAAAACUUGGCAGCUAUGGCUUCAACAUCUUAGAAAUAUUUUACCAAACUGUACGGUGUGGUCUAAACCACUGAGCCUAGGGCGGGGAAGGUCCGCGGUUCCAAUCCCCGCGACGAGGUGAGCUCCCGUUGUUCGGUCCCAACUCCUGCCAACCUAGCAGUUCAGAAGCAUGUCAAAGUACAAGUAGAUAAAUAGGGACCGCUCCGGCGGGAAGGUAAAUGGCGUUUCCGUGCACUGCUCUGGUUUCGCCAGAAGCGGCUUAGUCAUGCUGGCCACAUGACCUAGAAAAAACUGUCUGCAGAUAAAAGUCGGCUCCCUCAGCCAGUAAAGCGAGAUGAGCGUCGCAAUGCCAGAGUCAUUCGAGAACUGGACUUAACUGUCAAGGGUCCUUUACCUUUUUAACAAGUGAAUGAAGUAAAUGAACACCUACACAAUCCUCAUUUUGGAGCAGUGUGGUUGCUGAUAGCACGCCAGAGACUGAAGAUGCCCGCUUUUCCCUAUCUGUGGCUCUAGACCCAAGGGAGGUGAGGCUGGCACGAGGCCCAAGUUGCUCCAUACCUUGAAUUGGCUCUCCAGUGGUUGUGGUACCUAUGCCUCUUGGGAGGAAUAACUGCUGUGAGAAAGGAGUAAAGUUAAGCUUGGUAGUAUUUAAUAAGGGAAAUGUGGAAGUGAUCCAUAGAUAGAUAGUCCUUUCAUAUGUGGAGGCUAGGAGACUUAGUUUGGUCAGAACCGAGUAUACACAUCCUGAGUUAACGUUAAAUGCAUUACUUUUGGUAAAUGAGUCACCAUAGACACUAGUGGCCCGUAAAAAAUUGUGUCCUCGGCUUUUUAGAUUCAUCUAUCCAUGUAUUAUCUGAAACCAAAGGGGCGCAUUGGUUGCCAGAUGUGUGUGUGGGGGGGGGAAUCAGCUCUCCUACCACACUAAUAAUAGCUUUAAGAAUGGCGUGGAAACAGACUAUUGUUAAUGUCAUCAUCCAAUAAAACAUUGGAUUGGAACCAGACAACAGCUUGGAAAAUUGAGGUUUCCUACCUGGUCCGUGGAACACCACCCAGCACUUCCCCUUACAUAGCCCUGAGAAUCCUAGAGGAUAGUGUGGGAACUGGUGCGAUGGAGUGGGGAGGUUCUGCCAACUAUCCCGUCACACCAGUUUCCGCUGGUGCAUGGCAUCUCUGAAUCCAACCCCCUGCUUAGGGUUUAACUUCCAUUACUAUGUGUGACAAGGCUGCACAUUCAGCACAUGCUAUCCUCUUCCGUUCACAAUAAAUAAAUCCAAAUUGCAUAGGAACACUGGGCCUCCACUCCAGGGGAAAUUGCACACACCAGUGGGUUUCUUUGCACACAUAUCUGAGUAACAAACCAUCCAACAGAUGGUCAACAGUGAAGGAAGUUUGGCCCGAUUUGGGGCACACCCAAUAAAGAGGCAAUUGCACCGUCCAGGCUGACAGAGCCAACCAUCUGUUUGGUAUAAUCUUUGAUCCAAUAUUGGGAACCAGGAGUGCUUUAUAUAGACUGACAGGAACUAAAUAAACAUUUUAUGCAUGCAGUUUCUUUCAGCACACUGGACCUUUGAUAGAUUGAUAUAAAAACUUUAAAGAAUACCGUUUGAAAGUGUGUACGGGUUUGUAUACUUGCAGACUUAGAAGGCUUACUUGGUGUAGGAAAAAUACAAGUUUCAUUGGUGUAGGAUAUCAUUCCCUUUAAUACAAUAAAUUAUGUAUUACUGCUCUGUGGAAACUUUACUUUUAAUAAUCUUCACAUUCCAGCACAAUGUUUUAAUUUCAAGUCCCCAUGAUUGAACCUAUGUUUUCAGCUUCUGUUCAUUUUCAUAGAGCAUAGCAGGGCCAUUAGAAAAACCGAGGGGGAGGACAUCAUUAGCAUUUGUUUGCAUAAUAGAUUGUAACUGUGCAUGCAGAAUUUUGGUUUCCUGGCACAAGAUACUAGGCAGCUUGAGCUUUGCAAAAAGCUACAUUCAGAUUAUGUUGCAUUUUGUAUGGCAGCAAAGCAAACCAUGUACUUGCAAACUGAAAAUCUGUAUCGGAAAUAUGUAGUACCACUUUAUCCCAUUUUAAGGGCUUUGUCUUACUGCUGUACAUGUUUUCAGAACAGCAAAAAGGAAUAAAUUUGGGUGGAGCUGACAUGCAGUAGAAGCAUGUGAUAAGUCUAUAUUGUCUUGUUGAAUAAGGUGCUAAAAUAUGGCAACAAAUCAAAUUAAAUCAGAGGCUUCUUGAAUUUUGUAUUUAAAAUGAAUACUCAAAGUCAAUGUGUAUAUAAGUAUAUAAGACUUUGGCUAGGAACAAUGAACUAAUUGUUCAUGUCCAUGAUGAUGUGUCAUAUACAGCAGAAAUGUCAAGUCUUCCUAAGUGGCUGCUAGAAAUUGGUCUAAUUCUUUAUACGCCAUGUACACUUUUGUCAGUGCAGGCAGAUGGCAUGGAGACAACCAUCAAGCACCAAAGAAUUCCAAAUGGAUUUGAAUUCUUGCAAUAACUUCAUAUUUUAAAACCCAACAAUAUUUGAGUUGCAGGCUAUUAAAUAUCAAGACUAUUACAAGAGAGUGCUACAGAAAAAGGACUUUGCACAAUUUGAGUUCUUGGUGAUCUGCAUUAGAGUUAUAGAAUUAGAAUCUAUAUGACUAAAAUGCUAUUUUGGCUAUAAAAUUUGCAUGUUGCUGGGAGGCUUACAUGUUGAUGUACAUUAAAAAUAAUGUUGGCCACAACAACGCCUUGGGACUCUUGUUAUGGACUUUUAGCUAGUAUAAAGGUUAAUACUGAAAUAAGACUGUCAUGGAAGUAUGAACCAUGACACUGAGUCAUGAAUAUUAGUUCAGUGGCCUUGAUGAUUUUAAGUAUAUCAUAGAGAAUAGUGAAAUAUUGUACAAGGCAGCUUAAUGUAUCUAAUCAAAUAGGCUAGAAGAGACAGCAUUUAGUAGCCGUAAAAUAUGGUUCUGCAUCCCCAACACAUUUAAUUUGAAGUGCAUUAAACUGAAAACGCAUGCUAUUAAUUUGGAAACCUUAUUCAAAAUAAGCCAGUAAAGGUGGCCAAAAUAUUACUUAAUUGUUUUCAAGGUACCAGUAGCUUUCCAUCUUCAACAAAUAAUCAAGUAUGAUGUUUCCCUUUUAUUGCAUACAGAGGACAAAGAGUCCAUUUCAAACCUCUCUUAAUAAUGGCUAUUCACAUUCCUGAAACAGCACAAAUUGACAUGUAAACAUUUUUGUGUGGCUUUCCCCAGCAAAUACAUAAAA
This is a messenger RNA of Zootoca vivipara (common lizard), 5986 nucleotides long. The record is from RefSeq and is a predicted model, not a curated record. NCBI's taxonomy places the organism in Eukaryota, Metazoa, Chordata, Lepidosauria, Squamata, Lacertidae.